This is a messenger RNA of Drosophila bipectinata, 828 nucleotides long. Its product is annotated as arylalkylamine N-acetyltransferase-like 2. NCBI's taxonomy places the organism in Eukaryota, Metazoa, Arthropoda, Insecta, Diptera, Drosophilidae. The record is from RefSeq and is a predicted model, not a curated record. Gene Ontology annotation, molecular function: N-acetyltransferase activity.
GUUUAAACCUAAGAAAGAGCAGACGUAUUUUGGUGUGAGUCUUAAAACGUUCAAAGUUCAAAGUUCAGGAUGACCACAAACACCAAGGAUGGCAUAACCAUACGCCCCAUGACAGAGGAUGACCUGGACACGGUGUCUGAUUAUGUGAUUAAUAACUUUAUGGUGGAUGAACCUAUUAGUGGCACUGUUGACUGGACCAAAUACCCAAAGGUGAAAGAAGUGAUGAAAGAAAAGCAUAGAGCUAUGAUAUUGCAGGGACUGUGUCUGACAGCUAUCGAUGAUAGUAAGAACGGAGAAAUUGUGGGCUUCUGCUUGGCGGCUGCCCAGAACAAAGAAGAUUUGGAUUCGAAUAUUGUCAUGAUUGAAAGAGCCCCUCCAGAAGUGGCUGCCGUUUUGAAAUUGGGUGAUUACAUGCAAAGGAAAGCUAACAUAUUGGAACUAUACGGUGUUGAUAAGGUUCUAUACUCUCAUAUCACUUUCGUGAAAUCUGAAAUGAGGGGGAAACAGAUAGGAACCCGCUUGGCCCAAACUUUGAUAGAACUUGGCCGUUCCCAGGGCUUUAAGGUGAUGACCGCCAUGUGUUCGAGCUUCUUCUCUGGAAACCAGAAGGAGGCCCUUGGAAUGAAGAUAGUUUUCCAACAACCCUAUGCGGCAUACAAGGAUGACGAGGGAAAAGUGAUCUUUUCUCCACCUGCCCCACACACAAGGGCUCGAAUGUUGGCCAUGGAACUGUGAUUUUAGAAAAGUGCUUGUUUCUAUCAGGAAAGUUUCAUUUGUUUUAUAAAAAUAAACUCUUUGUGGAGCUCAUUAAAACUGGAAGAUAUAUGU